AUGGAGGCCAAUUUACCACCGUCCUACCUGGAUGAGAGCCGAGCUCCAACUUUGCAGGGCGUGAUGUGGACAAUGGCCAUCGUUCCACUGGUGUUCGUUUUGAUGAGGUUGUAUGUGAGGGUGGUUUUAAGGCGCGUUUUUGGCUGGGACGAUUUCAUCAUCAUCGUCGCCGUUUGCUGCCUCAUUUCUUAUUCCGCUGUGAGUCAUGUUGCCUCUACUAUAGGUCUGGGAAGACACCUUAUUGUUGUCGAGCAAAAUCCCAAUGAUCUUAUUAAUGUCGCCCUGCUGUGCGACAUUGGAGAGUCCUUGGCCAUCAUGGCGUGCACCCUGGGAAAAACCUCCUUCGCCGUGACUCUGCUGCGGAUUGUGGUGCGGAGGUGGAUGGUAGCCUUGUUGUGGUUUGUGAUUUUCACGAUGAACGUGAUCAAUGUCCUCGCGGCUGUGUUUGUGUUUGUGCAAUGCAAGGACCCUCGACACUUGUGGAAUCCAGCGAUUCCAUCCAAGUGCUGGCCAGACAGCGUCUUCACGAACUUCUCACUAUUUGUUGGAGCAUACUCUGGCGCCCAGGAUUUCGUCUUGGCACUCUUGCCAUGGACGAUUGUGUGGAAUUUGCAGAUGAAGAAGAAGGAGAAGUUUGGUGUUGCUUUUGCUAUGAGUCUCGGGGUGUUUGCCGGUGCAGCUUCCAUCGUGAAAACAACAUACCUCGUAGCUCUAUCUGCUAAGGCCGACUUUACAUGGGAGCUCGCUCCACUGCUCUGGUGGGCCGCGGUCGAGGACGGACUCGCCAUCACCGCAGCUUCGAUCCCCGCCCUAAAGCCUCUCCUGAGCAGAGUCUUCCCGAGUUCAACAGUCAGCGACUACGACAUGAUAUCCUACCCAUCAGUCCCACAAGACAGGGUCUUCGACAACUCGAAGGGCGAGACGCAGACGGAUAUCGGUCAUACAAGUAUUCAUGACAGUGAAAGCCAAACGGCAAUCUUGGAGCCAAGCAUUCUAGGAAAAGACGAAAGUAUCAACUUGACUACGGAAGUCUCUGUAACAGUGCAACAUUCGCCGUGA
Penicillium cinerascens is the source of this 1059-nucleotide messenger RNA. RefSeq lists its product as uncharacterized. The transcript is spliced from 5 exons. The record is from RefSeq and is a predicted model, not a curated record. Lineage: Eukaryota; Fungi; Ascomycota; Eurotiomycetes; Eurotiales; Aspergillaceae. The coding region runs from base 1 to 1059 and encodes 352 amino acids.